Molecule: messenger RNA, 2670 nt
Organism: Equus quagga
Lineage: Eukaryota; Metazoa; Chordata; Mammalia; Perissodactyla; Equidae
Gene: BBS2
Product: Bardet-Biedl syndrome 2
Exons: 17
Coding region: 149-2314 (721 amino acids)
Biological process (GO): non-motile cilium assembly
Cellular component (GO): membrane; ciliary basal body; neuron projection
Molecular function (GO): protein binding
Source: RefSeq, a predicted model, not a curated record
UGGCGGCCGCGGGGCGACCUCGGCCCCGCGCCGUUUCGCUGGCGGAGCGGGGCUGGUCUGCUCCCCGCGCCCCUCACCGCAGCGGUGAGGCCGGCUCAGUUGUGCCGGCCUCGGGCCACCAGCCCUCCUCCUCAGAGCCGCCGCCAUCAUGCUGCUGCCCGUAUUCACCCUGAAACUGCGCCACAAAAUCAGCCCCCGCAUGGUGGCUGUAGGGCGCUACGACGGGACUCACCCGUGCCUGGCGGCCGCCACCCAAGCGGGCAAGGUUCUUAUUCACAAUCCUCAUACACGGAGCCAGCAUUUCAGUGCAUCCAGGGUCUUCCAGAGCCCCCUGGAAUCUGAUGUUUCACUUCUCAACAUUAACCAGGCAGUUACCUGCCUGACUGCAGGAGUAUUGAACCCAGAACUGGGCUAUGACGCUCUUUUAGUGGGGACACAGACUAAUCUUUUGGCUUAUGAUGUCUACAAUAAUUCAGAUUUAUUCUACAGAGAGGUGGCAGAUGGGGCCAGUGCAAUGGUGCUGGGGACACUAGGAGACAUCCCCUCUCCUCUGGCGAUUAUUGGUGGAAACUGUGCUCUGCAGGGUUUUGAUCAUGCAGGAAAUGAUCUCUUUUGGACGGUCACUGGAGAUAAUGUUCAUUCUCUGGCCUUGUGUGACUUUGACGGUGAUGGGAAGAAAGAGCUUCUUGUCGGAUCUGAGGAUUUUGAUAUCCGAGUUUUUAAAGAAGAUGAGAUUGUGGCAGAAAUGACAGAAACGGAGAUAAUCACCUCUCUUUGCCCCAUGUAUGGCAGUCGAUUUGGUUACGCCCUUUCCAAUGGCACAGUUGGAGUUUAUGACAAAACAGCCCGAUAUUGGAGAAUUAAAUCCAAAAAUCAUGCCAUGAGCAUUCAUGCUUUUGACCUUAAUUCUGAUGGAGUGUGUGAACUGAUAACUGGUUGGUCCAACGGGAAGGUUGAUGCUCGAAGUGACCGAACUGGAGAGGUCAUCUUUAAAGACAACUUUUCUUCUGCAAUUGCUGGUGUGGUAGAGGGAGAUUACCGGAUGGAUGGCCACGUCCAGUUAAUCUGCUGCUCAGUGGAUGGGGAAAUCCGGGGCUACCUGCCAGGCACAGCUGAGAUGAGAGGGAACCUCCUGGACACCAGCAUAGAGCAGGAUCUGAUCCGAGAGCUGAGUCAGAAGAAACAGAAUCUGUUGCUGGAACUCCGUAACUAUGAGGAAAACGCCAAGGCUGAAUCCAGCAGUCCGCUGAAUGAGGCUGAUGGGCAUCGGGGCAUAAUCCCAGCCAAUACCAAGCUCCACACUGCCCUCUCGGUCAAUCUGGGGAAUGAGACACAGGCUGCUCAUGCAGAAUUGUGCAUUUCCACUUCUAAUGACACCAUCAUCCGAGCAGUAUUGAUUUUUGCAGAGGGCAUUUUUCUAGGUGAAAGCCAUGUGGUACACCCCAGCAUUCACAACCUCUCCAGCUCCAUCCGCGUCCCAAUUACCCCUCCCAAGGACGUCCCUGUGGAUCUGCACUUGAAAACCUUCGUGGGUUACAGAUGCAGCACGCAGUUCCACGUGUUUGAAUUGACAAGACAGCUGCCCCGGUUUUCCAUGUAUGCGCUGACCAGCCCGGACUCCGCCAGCGAGCCACUCAGUUAUGUUAACUUUACCAUUGCAGAACGGGCACAGAGGGUUGUUAUGUGGCUCAACCAGAACUUUCUGUUACCAGAAGACACUAACAUUCAGAACGCUCCGUUUCAAGUGUGUUUCACAUCCUUACGGAAUGGUGGCCAGCUGUAUAUAAAAAUAAAACUUAGUGGAGAGAUCACUGUAAAUACUGAUGAUAUUGAUUUGGCUGGUGAUGUCAUCCAGUCGAUGGCAUCAUUUUUUGCUAUUGAAGACCUUCAGGUGGAAGCGGAGUUCCCGGUCUACUUUGAGGAACUGCGAAAGGUGCUGGUUAAGGUGGAUGAGUAUCAUUCAGUGCAUCAGAAGCUCAGUGCUGACAUGGCUGAUAAUUCUAAUCUGAUCCGAAGUCUGCUGGUCCGAGCUGAGGAUGCUCGUCUGAUGAGGGACAUGAAAACGAUGAAGAGUCGCUAUAUGGAACUCUACGACCUUAAUAAAGACUUGCUAAAUGGAUAUAAGAUUCGCUGUAACAACCACACAGAGCUGCUGGGAAACCUCAAAGCAGUGAAUCAAGCGAUUCAGAGAGCAGGCCGUCUGCGUGUUGGAAAACCGAAGAAUCAAGUGAUCACUGCCUGUCGGGAUGCGAUCCGGAGCAACAACAUCAACAUGCUGUUCAGAAUCAUGCGGGUGGGGACCGCCUCUUCAUAGCAGAGGAAAGAAUAGGUAAUGAAGUGCCUAGAAAAUGGUUUCCCCAAAAAUGUAGCCUGGUUUGCUUUGGGUCACAUCCUGUUGACCCCAAGGUGCUGAGAAGCCUUGGUGAGUUGUACAAAUGAACAAAGCAUUGUGUCUGAAAAAUGUAUUCACUUCCUGUUUGUAAGAUCAGCCGUGCUCUUGCCGAGUGGUGCUAGGUUUGUAUGGAGCACGGUGAGUACUUGUGAAACAUUAGGGCUUCAAAGUCCAGUUUUUCUGUAUGUAUGUAAAGUAGAUGUAUAGAGACAUCUUUUCUCUUGAAAUUGUAAUUGAAUUUGUAAUUUUAAAAUAGAUUAUCUACUUUUUCAUUAAAA